Podospora anserina S mat+ is the source of this 327-nucleotide messenger RNA. RefSeq lists its product as uncharacterized. Gene Ontology annotation, cellular component: mitochondrial matrix. Lineage: Eukaryota; Fungi; Ascomycota; Sordariomycetes; Sordariales; Podosporaceae. The record is from RefSeq and is a predicted model, not a curated record. The coding region runs from base 1 to 327 and encodes 108 amino acids. The transcript has 3 exons. Gene Ontology annotation, molecular function: ATP binding; protein folding chaperone; metal ion binding.
AUGGCCACCUCCCUCCGCUCGAUCAAGUCCCUCGUCCCCCUCCUCGACCGCGUCCUCGUGCAGCGCGUCAAGGCCGAGGCCAAGACUGCCGGGGGCAUCUUUCUUCCUGAGACGGCCGUCAAGGAGCUCAACGAGGCCAAGGUUUUGGCUGUUGGGCCGGGCGGGCUCGACAAGGAUGGGAAGAGGGUGCCUAUGGGGUGUGCGGCUGGGGAUAGGGUUUUGAUCCCUCAGUAUGGCGGUUCUCCUGUCAAGGUUGGGGAUGAGGAGUAUCACCUUUUCAGGGAUAGCGAGAUUUUGGCAAAGAUUAAUGAGCAGAAUAAUGCUUAA